Molecule: messenger RNA, 1607 nt
Organism: Chenopodium quinoa (quinoa)
Lineage: Eukaryota; Viridiplantae; Streptophyta; Magnoliopsida; Caryophyllales; Amaranthaceae
Product: ethylene-responsive transcription factor WIN1-like
Exons: 2
Coding region: 75-728 (217 amino acids)
Biological process (GO): regulation of DNA-templated transcription
Molecular function (GO): DNA binding; DNA-binding transcription factor activity
Source: RefSeq, a predicted model, not a curated record
UCUCACUCUUCUUUAUGUAUUUCUCUAUGAAUUUUCUCCAUCAAAGUAUAGAAAAGAAGUAAUCGAAAGCAAUAAUGGUACAUUCCAAGAAAUUUCGAGGCGUUAGGCAACGACAAUGGGGAUCUUGGGUAUCUGAGAUUCGUCAUCCUUUACUUAAGAAGAGGGUGUGGCUAGGCACAUUUGACACAGCAGAAGCAGCAGCAAAAGCAUAUGACCAAGCAGCAAUUUUAAUGUGUGGAAGAAAUGCCAAGACCAAUUUUCCACUUUCUCAAAAUAUAAAUGUAUUAGAAGAGCUUAAUUACAAUAAUAAUAAUAAGCUCAACUACAAGAGUAGUAACCCUAAUUCCCUAAAAUCAUCUUCCUCUAACACACAUGAGAAGUUUUCCCAAGCACUUCAUGCCAAGCUUUGCAAGUCCAACAAGGUGCCAUCCUCGUCUCUAACGUGUCUAAGGCUCGACACUGAGAACUCCCACAUUGGUGUAUGGCAAAAGCGAGCCGGUCCAAGCCCUAAUUCGAAAUGGGUCAAAACGGUCACAUUCGGUGAUAUUGAUCAUGAAGAGUGUAACAAAGAACAAGAGGGUCAAGAAGAAAGAGGAGCUUCUCCUAGUAUUCGUAAAUUUGGUAGAAUUAUUCAUGAUCAUGAUCAUGUUCAUGUGUUGGAUGAAGAGGAGAAAGUUGCAUUGCAAAUGAUAGAGGAACUUCUUAAUAGAAAUUAUUGCUCUAACUAAACAAGCCUUUAAUGUAAUUAGGUUUGGGUCUUUAGGUUUGUUAUAAUUCAAGAUAUAUGUCAUAGUAAUAUAUGAAGCUAAGAUGGUAUGCAAGAAAGUAUUUGCUUCUUCUACAUGACUAUAAAUUGAAGAACUAGGGAUGCAAAAUUACCCCGAAAACAUAGUAAAAUAUAUAAAUAUAAUGGAGGGGUACAAUUAUAGAUAAAGGCAAGUUUAAGAUUGAUUGGUCUUUAUCAAAAUGCUAUGUACUAAGAAGUAACAUACACGGAGUAAUAAAAAAUAACAUAGUACUCCGUACAAUUUUGCAUGAUUUUGGACUAUUGGUUGGUAAAUGACUUUUUAACUUAUUGUACAAUCACUAGACGGUAGACUAUGUGCAUAUUCUUGGAUAAUGGUAUCCGUGAAUAUUCUCAUAUUUUUGGACUGUACAUAAAAAUGUCUUCUUUUUUUUUUUUUUUGAAGGAAGAAGUGGGAAUCUGUUAAGAAAGUGCAACACAAGUUCACAAGAAUCACAACCCCUACAAUAGAUUACUACCUAGCUAAUACCUACACAAGAAUGUAUAGUAUAAACAUGCAUAAAGAUGUGAGAUAUAUACGGAUCCAGUUAAGGAAAUUGUGCUGCUGGGUUUGUAGAAACACGAUUGAAUCCAAAUUUAGUUACAGGCCUUGUAUUAAACUCAAGACCCAAUAUAAUUUAUAGCCUUAGAAACACAAAAAUGACCAAACAAUGCAAGCCAUGGACUAGACUUCUAUCGUUACAGAUUUUACGGCCUUGUAUUUAGGAGGGAAAAGGAAUCCUCUCUCCCAGUAAUUUAAGUUAGGUAGAUUCGAAUUUGUGAUCUCAAUGUUACAAACAACUUAUUACAUUCAAGCAUUCUG